GAAUGGGGUAUUAUUACAGAAUUACACCCGGAUCACUUGGUUGAUGCUUUUGUCUGAUGAAUUUUAUUAGGCUGUUUAUUUUGAUGAUAACUGUUUCCAUCGCAAGUUACUCGUUUCUGGGAUUUGAACACGGUAAAGUGUCGAUAGGUUACAGUUUUGGCAGUGUUAGGUUACUACUUUAACAGGUAAAUAAGGAGAAUCACUACGCGCCUCCAAUAUUGCUCCCACAGCAUUACUAGCCUUUCCAAGGUCUCACAUACUGUUGUGUUAUUCUAGUUUUACCAGUGCAUCAAACAUAUACUGCGUCUACAAGUGAUGAUAAGGAAUAAUAGAUAAUAUUCCUCUCCCCUUCAACAAAAUUAAAACACCUGGUAGUGGGGAGGGCUAUGAAGACCAGGGAAAUUGUGGGGUGAAAGCAGCUAUUGCAAUGAUGCUGUCUACCUGAAAUGAAGCAUUUCUGUGCUCUACUUAUGGCGAAAAUGUAUAUAUUGAAAUUAAAGCCACCAAUGGCUGCGCCCUGUGGGCCAUCGUAUUUAGAGGCAACACUGCGUAUGAUCAGUAAAUGCACGAAAUUUCUCUAUUGCUAAGGGAUCGAGUGUUCAAGGAAAAUCGAGUAUUAAAUGUAAGAGAUUCCGGAGUUCAAGUAGUUGGUUUGAGAGGCUUUUAUGUUGGUUUCAUAUGUGCGAUGAGUAUAAUAGGCGUCACAGUCAGCUGUUUCUUGGCUUACUCCUGCAUGGGUCGCCAUUCAACAGUAUUUGAAGAGAAGAAAUGGCGGACGGACGUGGUAGACAUUCCGUCUAGUAAAGGUAAGGGGGUUCCAGGGGGGGUGGAGCCCCCCUUGGUUAGCAGGGGGUCGAGAGGGGCAAAGCCCCCCCAUUAGCAGGUCGUAAAGUUCAGUUGGAAUAGUUUAAAUAUACAGUCACCUCUCGAUUAACAUGAGUUUAAAUGCCGCGUUUUUUAUUUAACACGAGUAGAUAUUUAAGGACAUACAUUUAAUUAAUGCGAUAUGUUCAAUUUAACAUGAGUUUCAUCGAUGACAUCACCAUGCGGAGACACUGUCUCAGUCUGAAGCUAGCCGGCAAUGUGAGUGGAACGUUUCUCUGGAAUACGUACACUGCAUUUUGACCUCUACUAUGGCGCUUGGGCACCCAAGCAUCCUUCCACCUCCUCACAGGAGGUAGCAGGACAGGGUGAGAAGGGAGAGUGGGGUGAGGAUUCGGCAGACGAUGACGACGACCAGUGAUGCAUCAGCAAAAUGAUGCCUUGAAGAAUAUCAGUUUUUAGAAGCAGAACCAUAAACCCUGUCCAUGAUGAGUGACUGGCGACCAUUAGACAGGGACCACUAUGACCCACUGAAGGCUGGCAGCGUUGACGGCACAGACACAGAGCCACAUGACCGGGCAGUGUGGCGUGCCAUAAACACCCACUACAGCCCGCCAGAUGUCGACACCAAACCCAACCACACCCUGUUUGUCGGGCGGCUCCCACAUAACAUUGAGGAGGAGCAGCUGCAUCAUAAAUUCUCUGCUUUUGGUGUGGUGGAAAAGAUCUGCCUUGUGAGGGACAUUGUGACGGGAUUCAGCAAAGGAUACUGCUUUGUGGAGUAUCGUAGGAAGAGGGAUGCUGAACAUGCAGUGAAGGAGUCAAUUGGCCUUCAGAUCAAUGGGUCCCCUAUGUUGGUUGACUGGGAGGCUGGACACCAAGUAAAAGGUUGGAUACCGAGGAGGCUUGGUGGAGGCUGGGGGGGCCGAAAGGAAGCUGGGCAACUCAGGUUUGGCUGCCAAGACCGACCUUGGAAGAGGCCCAUUGUGAUCAACCCCUCAAGACCCUCAGCAAAGGAGUAUGGCAAAGACAGUGGCAGAUCAACGCACCAGGACCAUCAGGGAAGAGAAGACAGGCACAAGAGAGAGGAGUACCAGCAUCAGGGCAGCCAGGGAUCAGAAGACAGACACAGAAGGGAGAACAGGCACCACGGCAGGCAGGGUUUUGAAGAUAGACAUAGACGAGAAGACAACAGGCAUCACGGCAACCAGGGAUCAGAAGACAGGCAAGGUUCAUCAGAAGAUAGACAUAGACGAGAAGACAACAGGCAUCAUGGUAACCAGGGGUCAGAAGACAGGCAUAGGCGAGAAGACAACAGGCAUCAUGGCAGCCAGGGAUCAGAAGACAGGCAUAGAAUUGAGGACAACAGGGACCAGGACAGGCAAGGAUCAGCAGAAGACAGGCACAGAAGAGAAGACUACAAGCACAAAAAAGACACGAGGAGGCGAGAAAGGCGCCGGGACAGGACUAGUGAUCGCAAAAGGAGACAUUCGCCUUCACCAAGUUAAAUAUUACGGUGAACUGAUCUUUAUUCACUCUAUUCACCGUAUAGUCUGGCUAAGAAGCUAAUGAAUAGUUUAAAACCUACUUCAUGGUGCAUUAUGGAGUGAAGUGAAAAUUAUGAACAUGAAUGAUAUAGUGGUUUUAAUGUGCUCUGGCUGUUCUGUAAAGUGUGUAGGAACUUACUGUUCCUAUCUAUCACUGUAGUAGGGAGCUGAGAAAAUGUUAUUUUAUCACUCUGGCUGAUAAAUGUAUUGAUACAAGGAUAGAUAAAUAGGUAAAAGAUUAUGGUACUUAAUGAUGCAUGGGUGUUUCAAGUGUUUACCACUGACUUUACUUUCUUACGCUUUUACCCAGGUAUGUUGGCCUAGCUCACAUGAUACAAAUAAUUGUUUAUUAACUAAUAAACUUUGCAAUUAUUA
Messenger RNA from Eriocheir sinensis (Chinese mitten crab), 2744 nucleotides. RefSeq names its product U11/U12 small nuclear ribonucleoprotein 35 kDa protein-like. Gene Ontology annotation, biological process: mRNA splicing, via spliceosome. Bases 1308 to 2330 code for a protein of 340 amino acids. Gene Ontology annotation, cellular component: precatalytic spliceosome; U12-type spliceosomal complex. Lineage: Eukaryota; Metazoa; Arthropoda; Malacostraca; Decapoda; Varunidae. Gene Ontology annotation, molecular function: snRNA binding; mRNA binding. The record is from RefSeq and is a predicted model, not a curated record. The transcript is spliced from 2 exons.